Molecule: messenger RNA, 756 nt
Organism: Dovyalis caffra
Lineage: Eukaryota; Viridiplantae; Streptophyta; Magnoliopsida; Malpighiales; Salicaceae
Source: the annotation of a GenBank genome assembly
AUGACGGUUUCUUCUACAGAAAACACUGUCGAUGCUAAAUUUUCUCUAUCCAGGCUUGCUCCAUUGGAAGCGGUGCUAUUUGAUGUUGAUGGGACUCUAUGUGAUUCAGAUCCCCUCCACUACUAUGCCUUCCGAGAAAUGCUUCAAGAGAUAAAUUUCAAUGAUGGGGUCCCAAUUACGGAAGAAUUCUUUGUUAAGAAUAUUGCAGGCAAGCAUAAUGAGGAUAUUGCCUUGGUGCUCUUUCCUGAUGAUCUCCAACGAGGCUUGAAAUUCACAGCGGAUAAAGAAGCCAUGUUUAGAAGAUUGGCAUCUGAGCAACUGAAGCCUGUAAAUGGCCUAUAUAAAUUGACGAAAUGGGUUGAAGAUCAUGGACUGAAACGUGCUGCAGUUACUAAUGCUCCAAGAGAAAACGCUGAACUCAUGAUCUCACUUCUGGGCCUCUCAGAUUUUUUUGAUGCUGUUAUCAUUGGAGAUGAUUGUGAACAUGCCAAACCACACCCAGAACCCUACUUGAAGGCUCUUGAAGUACUCAAUGUCUCAAAGGACCACACCUUUGUGUGCGAGGAUUCUGUUUCAGGCAUAAAAGCUGGAGUGGCAGCUGGGAUUCCUGUUGUUGGUAUAACUACCAGAAAUCCAGAACAUCUAUUGAUGGAGGCAAAGCCUGCACUUAUUAUAAAGGAUUAUGAAGAUCAAAAGUUGUGGACAGCUCUGGAAGAACUUGAUAAGCAGGCAGCUGCUGUAAAACCUGCUGCUUGA